CAUUUGUCCGUUGCAAUAUCCUUCGAGUGAUCCCUCGAGACGCAUCGACACGUCAGAAAUCACAAAACCUAGCUGCUCGACGUUGAAAUCGAAUUUCAUACAUAGAGUGCCGGCACUCAAUUUCACCCACUAUGAUGUAACAAUCUGACAUACAUUCAUUAUUUCUAGUUACAUCCUUGCAUAUUCUCCGAAUAACCUCAAGAACAUUCUGCCCUAAAACGCUCGUUAUAAAAAAAGUGCUCUUCGUCCAGUGAUCACACUUGUAUUCCUCGAGAUGGACGAUCUGAAAUCUAUCGAGAGACUUCCAGAUGAAAUCCUUUCUCGAAUAUUUUUGCAACUACUUUACGAAGAUUAUAAUGAAAGACCACCUUCUUGGAAUCCAUGGACUCAAUCACCACACGUGCUCAACUUCUGCUUGACGCAGAGGAGAUUUCACAGAGCAUAUUCCUUAUGUAAAUUGCGAACACCCAAGUCCAAGCUUACACCUAUAUUCAAACUCUCCAACGAGGUUCUAGAGAACAUCCUUGAAUAUCUCGUUCAUAAUUCUGGGAAAUUGAUUCCUAUUGACCAUAGAGCCUCUUUAAGUGUAGAGAGUUUUCAGUCUAUGCCACCACAAUCCUUGGAGGAUACGAACAUUACCACAACUCUUAGCCGUACAUGUAGGAAAUUCUACAGUUUGUUAUUAGGAAGACAGUUUGCCCGUGUCUCCAUUCGAUGCUCCGAUGCUGGUUUCAAUCGGUUGAAAUUUUUGGUAGAAGAGCGCCCUCACUUAUCUGAGCAUGUCAAAAAGUUCUCGUACAUGAUUCCUGUCUUUUACCAUCGAGGCUUAAGUCAACUUCAGAUUUUAUUCGAUGAGACACACGCAACGACAGUUGAUCUCGAGAGACAAGUGACUCUCAAACAAAUAAAUGGCAAUGCACGUCAAGUCGAUAGAUCUCGACCAUCGCUUAAGCAGCUUCGAACAAAGCUUGAUCGCAGUCGCAAGGAUGAGCUCACUAUUUUUCGAGUAUUAUCACGAGCACGUGAACAAUCUACUAUCAUCAAUAAUAGAAUUGAUGUACAGAGUUUACUACGCGCCUUUCGAUUGUUCAAGCAUCUUCAACAAAUCCGUCUCAUGAGAGUUCAGGAUAGAGUAGAUAUGGAUUGGUCUUCCUUCCUCCGAGAAAGACGCUGGAUCGCCUUUUCUCAAAACAACAACAAUAACAACAAUACAACCGACCCUAUUCUAUCUCUCGAUCUCGACCCGCUGGAAUGGACAGCCGCAUGCGAACAUUCCGCCCGGGCCCUCGGCUACGCAUUUCUUGAAUCCGGAUCCCCGGCAACACGCUUCUCAUCCCGUUUCGUCAACCCGCGUAUUCCAUUCCUUCUAAAUUCACAUUCCCAUAACACAAUAUCGACCCUGGCAAAUAGACUUACUUGCUUAGAAAUUCAAAUACAGGAACCUUCGGAUGAUAAAAUGUAUCAACUUUCAUCUCUCUUCAACACGUUCUUCACUUCGGCCCAUCAAAUUCAGGGUCUUCAUGUGGGUUUCCCAUCUAAUAGACCACUUGCUCAUGUACCCCUCGAAGCGGUUUUUCAUAAUGUCACCUGGGAGAAUCUGAGAUACUUGGGGUUUGGAGCAUGGCAUUUGGAUAGUGAGGAGAUCAUCGGAUUGCUCAGGAGACAUAAAUAUACAUUGAGGAGCGUGAGACUUAGAAGUGUAAAAUUGAAAGAAGGGAGUAGCUGGAUUGAAGUCGUGCGGAUGUUAAGGAGAGAGUUGCGGGAAUUGAAAUGGGUCAGCUUGAGAGGGAUUGGGUAUGUAGGCGGAGGGACAAAUGGAAAUACAAAUGGGAUCGCAGGGGUAGGUGGAAUUGGAAUUGGAAUGGGACCCGGAAACCAGGGAAAUAAUCCUAUUAUCAAUAAUCCUAUCGAUGCAGAUAUGGACCUUGACGACUCGAGCGACGAGAGCGACGAAGAGGUGGAUUUUGAAGAUACGGCGAUUGGAGAUCGUACGUUGAGUCAUCAUAGUAGUUCGGUACAUUUGCCUUCUUCUUCUUCUGCUUCGUCGUUGAAUAAGGAGAAGGGGUUGGAAUUAGGAGAGCAGAACCGGAGAGGAGGGGGAGAGGGGAGAGUGUGCCAUGAGGAGAUAAAUUGCGAGUGUGCGAAUGGAUAUGCAAUGGCGGAUUUGGGGGAGCAGGGCAGCGAGGUCGUGUUGAAGCAGCAUUGGAAGUUUUGGGAGUUGUGGGCUGUGAAGAGGUGUGCGGUGCAUGAUGGGAUGUGCUGAAAGGGGAGGGGAAUUGGGGUGCGGUAUUGGAUUGGAUUGGAUGGGAUGGGGUGCGGUAUUGGGAUGGGUUAGGGUGGGUGGAAUAGCGUGGGGGUA
Molecule: messenger RNA, 2359 nt
Organism: Botrytis cinerea B05.10
Lineage: Eukaryota; Fungi; Ascomycota; Leotiomycetes; Helotiales; Sclerotiniaceae
Exons: 4
Coding region: 275-2263 (662 amino acids)
Source: RefSeq, a predicted model, not a curated record